AUGUGGGAGUUUAGAUCCAUGAAUUUUUGGAGGGCAGUGUUUGCCGAGUUCUUCGGAACCAUGUUCUUCGUGUUCUUUGGGAUGGGCGCUGCUCUGCGCUGGACCACAGGGCCUCACCACGUGCUACAUGUAGCUCUGUGCUUUGGGCUGGCGGCUGCCACCCUCAUCCAGUCCAUCGGCCACAUCAGCGGAGGACACAUCAACCCUGCAGUCACCUUCGCCUACCUGGUGGGCUCACAGAUGUCCUUGUUCAGAGCAGUCUUCUACAUGGCGGCUCAGUGCCUCGGAGCAGUGGCUGGAGCUGCGGUUCUGUACGGAGUCACUCCUGGAAACAUGAGGGGAAACAUGGCCUUGAACACUCUACAGCCAGGCAUCAGCCUGGGCAUGGGCACCACAGUGGAGGUCUUCCUCACCAUGCAACUGGUCGUUUGCAUCUUCGCAGUCACUGAUGAGCGGAGGAACGGGCGGAUGGGUUCUGCUGCCCUCUCCAUCGGCUUCUCCGUCACCAUUGGUCACCUCAUGGGGAUGUACUACACCGGGGCUGGGAUGAACCCUGCUCGCUCCUUUGCUCCUGCCGUGCUCUUCAGAAACUUCAUCAACCACUGGGUGUACUGGGUGGGGCCCAUGAUCGGAGGUGCUAUGGGUGCCCUGUUUUACGACUUCAUGCUGUUCCCACGCAUGAGGGGUCUGUCCGAGCGCUUGGCCACACUGAAGGGAAGCCGCCCACCUGAGAGCGAGAGCCAGCAGGACCCCCGCGGAGAGACCAUCGAGCUCAAGACACAAGCCCUAUAA
Messenger RNA from Knipowitschia caucasica, 792 nucleotides. Lineage: Eukaryota; Metazoa; Chordata; Actinopteri; Gobiiformes; Gobiidae. The record is from the annotation of a GenBank genome assembly.